Rotaria sp. Silwood1 is the source of this 1074-nucleotide messenger RNA. Lineage: Eukaryota; Metazoa; Rotifera; Eurotatoria; Philodinida; Philodinidae. The record is from the annotation of a GenBank genome assembly.
AUGACACUUCCGACUGCUUCCGAAAAAUCUCGAAUUCCAGAAGCUUCUUGUACAUCUUCAAAUGAGCAAAUAAAUCCAUUUUAUUCAACAUUUUUUUCUAACCUCACAUCUCAACAACAACAACAAUUAUUUCUUACUCAACUUUUACUUUCUGGAGUUACUGGUCCUCCAUUAAAUCCACUUACAAAUGCAUUACAAUUUCUUCUUCAUAACAGUGCACUUUUUCUACAACAACAACAACAACAAAAUUUUCCAUCGAGUCCAAUCCCACCAUUCAUUGAUAAUAAUAAACCAAAAGAAUCAAUUUCAUCUAUAAGUGCAAAACAUAAAAAUGAUUUAAAUACAUUAAUACCUAUUGAUUGCAGUUUAUCGGAUACAAAUGAAAAAUCAACAUUAGACGAUGAUGAUAAUUCACCAACAAUUGCAACAACACUUGCUACAUUACCUAUUAAUAAUAACGAAGCAUCAACAACGAUUGAUGGUAUUAAUUUAGAAGAAAUUAAACAAUUUGCAAAAGCUUUCAAAUUACGUCGAUUAGCAUUAGGCCUAACUCAAACUCAAGUUGGUCAAGCAUUAAGUGUUACACGUGGACCAGCUUAUAGUCAAUCAGCAAUAUGUCGUUUUGAAAAACUUGAUAUCACACCAAAAAGUGCUUCAAAAAUAAAACCUGUACUUGAAAAAUGGAUGCGAGAAGCUGAAUUAAAAUAUGGCGAUAGACUAAAAAAUGGUCCAACAAAUUUACAAGAUCUUGUUACUGAUCUUAAUACAAAAAAACGUAAAAGACGAACAUCAUUUACACCUCAAGCACUUGAAAAAUUAAAUGAUGCAUUUGAAUUAAAUACACAUCCAUCUGGUACAGAUAUGUCAACACUUGCUCAAGAAUUAAAUUAUGAUCGAGAAGUAAUUCGUGUUUGGUUUUGUAAUAAACGUCAAGCAUUGAAAAAUUCAGCAAAAAAAUUUAAAUCUAAUCAGAUAAAUGAAGAUAAUGAAUCAACGUCUAGUUCAUUAGCGGAUAAUAAAUUCAGUGAUACAACAAAUUAUUCAAAACUUCAACAAGAUGAAAUUUUAUCAUAA